Molecule: messenger RNA, 1644 nt
Organism: Lodderomyces elongisporus
Lineage: Eukaryota; Fungi; Ascomycota; Pichiomycetes; Serinales; Debaryomycetaceae
Gene: PDI1
Product: protein disulfide isomerase
Exons: 1
Coding region: 1-1644 (547 amino acids)
Biological process (GO): protein folding; response to endoplasmic reticulum stress
Cellular component (GO): endoplasmic reticulum
Molecular function (GO): protein disulfide isomerase activity
Source: RefSeq, a predicted model, not a curated record
AUGCAAUUCUGGAAAUACUCUACAAAGGUGCUCGCCACUCUUUUGGCUGUUGUCUCAGUCUCACAAGCAGGUGGCCCAGCUGAUGGUGAUGCAGUUGCCGACCCAAACAGUGCCGUUGUGAAAUUGACUUCGGAUAAUUUCGCUUCUUUCCUCGAGGAGAACCCCUUGGUGUUGACUGAGUUUUUCGCUCCAUGGUGUGGAUACUGUAAGAUGUUGGGACCUGAAUUCUCCAAGGCUGCCGACUCACUUAACGAAUCACACCCAAAGAUCAAAUUGGCCCAAGUUGACUGUACCCAGGAUGAGGAAUUGUGUAUGGAGUUUGGAAUUAGAGGAUACCCAACAUUGAAGAUCAUCAGAGAUGGUGACUCUAAGCAAGCUGAAGACUACCAAGGUCCAAGAGAAGCUAGUGGUAUUGCUGAACAUAUGAUCAAACAAUCCUUGCCUGCUGUUCAAAUCCCAGAAACAUGGGAAGAUUUGGAGAAAUUGAUUGAAGAGCAAACCAAGCCAUUUGUCUUGCAAGUUAACUCAGCCACAGAUGACAUUUUCCAAAAAGUGGCCAAUGUCAAGAGAAAAGAUUUCUCAUUUAUCAACGUUGGCAAGGACUUUAUUAAGCAAUUGGGUACAAAAUUGAACAAGGAUUUGAAGAAAGCAUCAUACUUGGUUGUCCAUCCAAAGCAACUUGCUGAUGCUAUUGGCUUUGACGGUAAAAAGGCUGAUGUCGAGAGCUUGACCAAAUGGAUCGAUGUUGAGACAUUACCAUACUUUGGUGAGAUGGACAGAGACACAUAUAUGUCAUACAUGACCUCACCAUUGCCACUUGCGUACUACUUUUACAAGACCGCAGAGCAAAGAGAAGCUGUUGCCGAUGAUUUGGCCAAAUUAGGAAAGCAAUACAGAGGUAAGAUCAACAUUGUUGGUUUAGACGCCAACUUGUAUGGAAGACACGCCGAGGCAAUCAAUAUGGACCCAGAAGUUGUUCCAUUAUUUGCCAUUCAACUCAUUGAAGACAAUAAGAAGUAUGGUAUUAACCAAAAAGAGUACCCUGAAGGUCCAUCUGUUAAAGUCAUUGAGAAGUUCGUCAAGGACUACUUUGAUGGCAAAUUGAAGCCAAUUGUCAAAUCUGAGGAGUUACCUACUGCAGAGGAAAUUGCUGCUAACCCAGUGGUGAAGUUGGUUGGACACAACUACAAUGAUAUCUUGAACAAUAGUGAAAAGGAUAUCUUUGUCAAGUAUUAUGCUCCAUGGUGUGGGCACUGUAAGAAGUUGGCACCUACUUGGGAAGAGUUGGCUGAAAUUUUUGGUUCUAAUAAGGGCGAGACAGGUGUUAUUAUUGCUGAUAUUGACCACACUGCAAAUGAUGUUGAUGUGCCAUUUGAGAUUCAAGGAUACCCAACCUUAUUGUUGUUCCCAGCUAAUGGUGAGAUUGACGAAAAGACCGGAUUGAGAAAGCCAGUUGUGUUUGAAGGCCAAAGAGAAUUGGAUUCGUUGAUUGAUUUCGUUAAAGAGAAUGGUGCAUUAAAGGUUGACGGUACUGAAUUACAAGCUAAAUUGAAAGAAGCUAGGGAAGCUGCUGAAGAAGCUGCUGGAGAUGCCAAGGAUGAAGUUGAAGAAGCUGCUGAGAAAGUUGAGCACGAUGAAUUGUAA